Messenger RNA from Schistosoma intercalatum, 663 nucleotides. The record is from the annotation of a GenBank genome assembly. NCBI's taxonomy places the organism in Eukaryota, Metazoa, Platyhelminthes, Trematoda, Strigeidida, Schistosomatidae.
AUGGUUUUCAAGAGAAAUAAUAAAAUAUCAAGCAUAAAUCAACGUAAAAGUACUAAUCGAUCUGUUCCUGGGAGCUUCGGCCGUCUUCAGUACCUACAGAAUUUAGUUAGCGAAUAUCAGCAAACUGAAAUAACGGAACACAAGGAACAGAUUUUAGCCAAUCUUGCUAAUUUCUGCUACGACUCUCGGAACGGCCCACAACUUCGUCAAUUGCGCGUCAUUGAUCUCUUUUUCGACUGUAUCUUAGAACCAUCAAGUGCGUGGUUCAAAGCUGCCUUCCAAUCCGGAUCAAAUUUGAAAGUUGAUGAAGGCGAAGCUCGUCUAGUUGAAUUUGCUCUUGGAGGUUUAUCUAAUCUUUCGGCUUCAUCACCUUUAAAUCGUCAAGAAAUUCUCAGUCACAUACAUUUACCGUGUAUUGUAGCUUGUGCUACAUCUCCAGACUCCACAGUUGUUGUACAUUCGCUGACUAUUAUCAUACAUUUGUUUACUCGUUGUCCGAAUUCAGAAGAUUUUAUUUCUUUGAGUACUAAGUUUCCUGCUAUCAUCCAAAUAGCUCGUCAGUACUGUGAGUCACGUAAUCGGCAGACGGACAUUGAUCCUCGAAUUCCAAUUUUAUCACAAAUACUACUGGAAGACUGUUGUAAUUGCAGUUCUUCUCAUUAA